This is a messenger RNA of Fusarium pseudograminearum CS3096, 1455 nucleotides long. RefSeq lists its product as uncharacterized. The record is from RefSeq and is a predicted model, not a curated record. The transcript is spliced from 3 exons. Lineage: Eukaryota; Fungi; Ascomycota; Sordariomycetes; Hypocreales; Nectriaceae. Bases 1 to 1455 code for a protein of 484 amino acids.
AUGUUCCGUACCUCUUCUCGUCCCCUCUGGCAACUCGCCGCGAGAGCUUCGCCCAACAAAACUUCACUGCCCCGCGCAUCAAUUGCACCUCUACUGCGCCAGCAACGCGCCGCCUACUCGAGCAAAUCCGACCAAGAGAACCCUCCUCCUCCAAAGCAACCCAUUGACUAUGAAGCCGAGCGCAAACGUGGACAGGAGCUUCUCCAGUCCGACCCCAAGCAUGUCUCGAGCAAGAGCUCACUGUCCAAUACAGCUGGAGUCCAAGGCCCUACCAAGGGUGACGAGGGCAUGGGCAACGAGCUCAAGCACGAUAUUGAGAUCGUGAAAGACACCUUUACAUUCACAAACGUACCCCGCGAAUCGCGCAUCCUCGGUCUCGCUGGUACACUUCCGUACCUUGGAACUUCGCUUUCAACAGUCUUUCUCGCUUGGAACUUGAACAAGAAUCUCCCCACUGGCAAUUCCUUCUACGAUGCCAUCAUGGUCGACCACGAGACUGCCAAGUACCUGUUGAGUGUCAUCGAGCCUCUCCAGCUCGGAUACGGUGCUGUCAUUAUCUCGUUCCUGGGAGCCAUUCACUGGGGUCUUGAGUAUGCCGAGAAGUCACCCUCUCUUCAACGAACCCGCUUCCGUUACGGCAUGGGUCUUGCCUCUUCAAUCAUCGCCUGGCCCACUGUGAUGCUCCCUAUCGAGUACGCCCUCACUACUCAAUUCAUGGCUUUCGUCGGUCUCUACUUUGCCGACUCUCGCGCUGCGACCAAGGGCUGGGCGCCUCGCUGGUACGGAUCCUACCGUUUCCUCCUCACAGCCAUGGUUGGAGCUGCAAUUUUCAUCUCGCUCAUUGGCCGAGCCAAGAUCAAGCAGGGCGAUGCCAUCACCGCUAAAGGUCUAAGCGACAACUUUUCCCGAAGCGGUAUCGCAGACCACGAGACCAACUGGGAGAAGCUCGAGGCUGAGGAGAAGGAGCGCCUACGCAAGAAGAAGGAGGAGGAAGAGAAGAAGGCCAAGGAGGCGGAGAAGAAGAAGAAGGAAGAGGAAAAGAAGAAGGGUAAGAAGGGUGGUGACAAGAAGAAGAGCGAUGACAAGUCCAAGGCCUCCGAAGAGGGUAGCGACAAGAAGGAUGAGGAUAAGGACGAGGGUAAGAAGUCCGAGUCUGAGUCUAAGGGAGAUGAGAAGAAGUCUGAGUCCAAUGACAAGAAGGAGGACUCCAAGGAUGAGGGCAAGGAUGAGAAGCCCAAGGAAGAGUCUGAGAACAAGCAAAAGGAAGAGUCUGAGAACAAGGACUCUGAGGAAGAAUCCGACAAGAAGGAGGACAAGAAGGACGAUUCCAAGUCCGAAGAAAAGAAGGAUGACAAGUCUGAGGAUAAGAAGGACGAGUCUAAGAAGGACGAGUCUAAGAAGGACGAGUCCAAGGACAAGAAGAACAAGAAGGAUGACAAGGAUGACAAGGAGUAA